Gopherus flavomarginatus (Mexican gopher tortoise) is the source of this 2582-nucleotide messenger RNA. RefSeq names its product splicing factor 3a subunit 2 (gene SF3A2). The transcript is spliced from 8 exons. Gene Ontology annotation, molecular function: zinc ion binding; nucleic acid binding. Bases 1473 to 2423 code for a protein of 316 amino acids. Gene Ontology annotation, cellular component: U2-type prespliceosome; nucleus; U2 snRNP. Lineage: Eukaryota; Metazoa; Chordata; Testudines; Testudinidae. Gene Ontology annotation, biological process: spliceosomal complex assembly. The record is from RefSeq and is a predicted model, not a curated record.
GCAGGGGUCGGUUCUUCCUUCUGAAAAUCAGAGGCCACGUUUCACUGCUGUUUUCAGAGGGAACGAGCAGCCCCAGCCCCAAAUUCUACAUGUGCCAGUGGGAGCUGUGAUCACUCAGCACCUUUGACAAUCCAGCUUCUGUCCUUAAAAUGCUGGUCAAGUCUAGUGACUGUUUGCCAGAGUGUGAGGCAGCACCUCAUGUAGCUUCCAGGCAUGCCGUCAGGAGCAGAGCUGAGCCCCAGAGACUGAGGCGAUGGCUCUGCUAGGGGUUUGCAAACUGGGGGUUGGGAUCCCUCAGGGGGUCACGAGGUUAUUAUAUGGGCGCUUGUGAGCUGUCAGUCUCCACCCCAAACCCUGCUUUGCCACCAGCAUUUCUAAUGGUGUUAAAUAUGUAAAAAAAGUGUUUUUAAUUUGUAAGGGGGUGGGGUUGCACUCAGAGGCUUGCUAUGUGAAAGGAGUCACCAGUACAGAAGUUUGAGAACCACUGAUGCACACCGUGGCUACUUACGCAACUCAAAAAUAAGCAUGUUUAUUGGUGCAAUGCUAAGUGUACACUUACUCACAGCAAGCUGCUGUUAAUGAGGAUUAUUACGUUAACGUGCAGAUAUGCCCUGAGGCCCCACUCAGGACCAGUGCUUUGGUGCUUCAAGUAGCAGUGUACGAACACUUCUGAGGACAUGGUGUCUGCCUUAAUUUGCUUAUAGCUGAUGUCCAGUAUUUUUCUGCUUAUUGUUUAGUUCUUGUAUCGUUUGGUUCUUUUAUGUAUAAAAUACUUGAAAUGGGAAUGCACGAUAUAGUACUUACCACAAAUAAUCAAUGACUUGUAGCCAUGCUGAAUUUCAAAUUGUGUUACAUGUCCAACUUUUACAACACAGAUCUGGGCCAGUAGACAUGCCCACUAAUUAACUAGUAGCUUUCAAACAUUUUUACCUAAUUCCUGAGUCUAUUAAAUAUCUCAGGCAAAAAUGCCGACUCUUGUAACAGAGAAAAAUAUGUAAAAGUAGCUGGGAAAAUGAAAUCACCUGUGAAACUGCCCAGGCCUCCCACUGAGCCAUUAUAUUAGGUACGCUAGUGCUGUUUGAGGUUGCUCAUUCUGACCCUGCAUCGCUUCCUGUGGUGCAUAGUAGCCAGCAGGCUUUGUGAUGGAGAAAUUAGGUUGGAAAACUUGGCAAGCAGGUCGGAUGAGAGAGAGCCUGCUAGCAGAUCUUGGGGAAUUGGGUAGCAGAAGAAUUGGUUACUACCUUAUUCAAAGGCUGCUCUGGAAUCUCUAGUUUGAACAUGGCAGGAGAUGCAAUUCAACCAGAGUCACUUCAGCGCUUGACCGCUUCCGCUGGGCUCUCUGUGCAGUCCAGCUGCCAAUGAAGGAGCAUAGUGUAGCCUUUAAAUAACAGUGAUUCAGUGUGAAUUGUACUCUUUAUUUUUCCCAGGUUCCUUUUCUCACCUAAGUCACUUGAAGCUCAAAAGCCCCAAUCAUGGAUUUUCAACAUCGCCCUGGAGGUAAAACUGGGAGUGGAGGCGUAGCCUCCUCUUCAGAAAGUAACCGAGACCGCAGAGAGAGGCUUCGGCAGCUGGCUUUGGAAACUAUUGACAUCAACAAGGAUCCUUAUUUUAUGAAAAAUCACUUGGGUUCUUAUGAAUGCAAACUCUGCCUAACACUGCACAACAAUGAGGGAAGCUAUUUAGCACAUACUCAGGGGAAAAAGCAUCAGACCAAUUUGGCUCGCCGAGCUGCGAAGGAAGCUAAAGAAGCCCCUGCCCAACCUGCACCAGAAAAAGUCAAAGUGGAAGUGAAAAAGUUUGUGAAAAUUGGACGACCAGGUUAUAAAGUGACCAAACAGAGAGAUCCAGAAAUGGGCCAACAGAGCCUCCUCUUCCAGAUAGAUUACCCAGAGAUUGCUGAAACCAUCAUGCCUAGACAUCGGUUCAUGUCUGCAUAUGAGCAAAGGAUUGAGCCCCCAGACAGACGCUGGCAAUACCUUUUGAUGGCGGCAGAGCCCUAUGAAACCAUUGCUUUCAAGGUGCCAAGCAGAGAAAUUGACAAGGCAGAAGGAAAGUUUUGGACCCACUGGAACAGAGAAACUAAACAGUUUUUCCUUCAGUUCCAUUUCAAAAUGGAGAAGCCCCCAGCUCCCCAGAGCAUCCCUCCUGGACCCCCCACUGUGAAGAGGCCUCCACCGCCCCCACUGAUGAAUGGCUUGCCCCCACGACCACCUCUCCCGGACUCCAUGCCGCCUCCACCUCCUCCUCCAGGCGGCAUGACCUUGCCACCUAUGCCUCCCUCUGGACCUGUACCGCCCCCAGCACCACCUCAGCUGCCACCAGCUCCUGGGGUACAUCCCCCUGCUCCUCUGCCUCCCAUGAUGAGACCACCGCUUCCUACAGAGGGGCCAGGAACUAUUCCCCCCCCACCUCCUUCCAACUGAAAAGCUCCUCCUGGACUCUCUUCCAGUGGACUCCUUUUGAUUUGUGUUUAAUUACAAACCGUUAUUUGCUCAGAGGGAAAUCUUUGUCCUUUUUAUAUGCUAAUAGCGUUGCCUGCAUCCUGCAGGUUCAUUAAAAGGCUUUCUAUGUUGUUUUCUGUA